Messenger RNA from Salvia splendens (bonfire salvia), 2209 nucleotides. RefSeq names its product protein MEI2-like 5. The coding region runs from base 20 to 2209 and encodes 729 amino acids. Lineage: Eukaryota; Viridiplantae; Streptophyta; Magnoliopsida; Lamiales; Lamiaceae. The transcript has 11 exons. Gene Ontology annotation, molecular function: RNA binding. The record is from RefSeq and is a predicted model, not a curated record.
CCUGCCUAAAAUCCCAUUCAUGAGUACCGGAGGGAAAGAAAAAAACGUGUGGGGGCUUCCUGGAAGGACUAGCCAUGCUAGGCUGUUUUCUUCUUCGUUGCCCAUCUUUUUUCAUAAGAAGCUUAAUUUUAAUGAAUCCAACCGAAGUGGUUUGUCGCUGGAUGACGAAUUUCCUAGCCUUAGCAAACUACAAUUACAAGAUGAAGUACUUGAACCACUGCCUGGUGAUGAAGGUGAACUUUCUGACGAUUUCGAUCUCUCUUGGUUGCCAACUCAACUUGAGGACUUGGAUGAUGAUAUUUUUGCAAGUGGAGGUGGAAUGGAAAUCGAACCCGAAUAUCUACUCAAUGGGACAUCAAGGAUGAGUCCUGACUCUAUUGGUCCCAGCAGCAUUGCACAAUAUGGCUUUGCAAAUAGCGUUGGAUCGGUUAGUAGUGAACAUCCAUACGGAGAGCAUCCUUCAAGGACAUUGUUUGUUCGCAAUAUCGACAGUAGUGUGAAAGAUUCUGAACUGAAGUCUCUCUUUGAGCAAUAUGGAGAUAUCAGAACUCUUUAUACAGCAUGUAAGCAUAGGGGUUUUGUGAUGAUAUCUUACUAUGACAUCAGAGCUGCUCGAAGUGCAAUGCGUGGCUUGCAAAAUACGCCCCUGAGGCGAAGGAAACUCGACAUCCAUUUUUCAAUUCCAAAGGACAAUCCAUCUGAAAAAAAUCUCAACCAGGGAACUUUGGUGGUGUUCAAUGUUGAUGAUUCUGUAUCUAAUGACGACCUUCGCCAAAUUUUUGGUGCUUACGGGGGCGUGAGGGAGAUAAGGGAAACGCCACAUAAACGACACCACAAGUUCGUCGAGUUUUAUGAUGUUAGAGGUGCAGAUGCAGCUCUUAAGGCUUUGAACGGAUGCGACAUAGCUGGAAAGCGCAUAAAGCUUGAACCUAGCCGGCCUGGUGGUGCUCGUCGCAGCUUACUGCUGCAACCGAGCCAAGAUCAGGAACUAGACGAAGCUCGAGGUCUCUGCCAUCCAACAGGUUCACCCAUAAGCAACUCUCCUCCAGGUAUUUGGAAGUAUUUUGGCAGCCCGGUCGAGCAAAAGUCCUUGCACGGUUACAGUCAGUCGCCUCUUUUUGGAGGAAAGCUCAGCCCUGUAGGUAGCACUCACUUGUCUGGUUUGGCUUCUAUUUUCCCUUCUCAUGUAUCAAGUCCUGUAAAGAUUUCACCCAUCGGUUCAAGAAUAAGUCAUUCGAACCGGGUAUUUACCAACGGGGAGCAUGGAGCACCCUAUCAGCAACACUUUUCUGUUCCGGACUCGAUGAUAAGUUUAAGUCCUGGAACCGCUUCAUCGUUUAGUGAUUCCAAGCCGUCCAGUGUAGGAACGCUUUCUUGUCCUCAGUUUCUUUGGGGAAGUCCCUCUGUCCGCUCAGACCUCAUUACCUCACAGAAAGGGCUCCCAUUUCCAUCUAGAGCACAUGGAACCGGCUUCCCAUUUCAUGUUGGAUCCGCUCCACCGGGUAUUCAGAUGGAAAGACAUAUUGGUUUUUUCGUUGAAAGUGGUUCUUCUAGCUCCCGGAUGAUGCCAAUGUCCAGAAAUGGUCCUAUGUGUUUUGGAGGCAAUGAUGGAGCAAUGGAUCGUGGUCGAAGAAGGGCUGACAGCGGAAGCCAAAUGGACUGUAAAAGCCAAUACCAACUCGAUUUGGAUAAGAUCAGAAAUGGUGAAGAUACUAGGACCACUUUGAUGAUUAAAAACAUCCCGAACAAGUACACUUCGAAGAUGCUUCUUCUAGCUAUCGAUGAAACGCACAAGGGUGCAUACGAUUUCCUCUAUUUGCCAAUCGACUUCAAGAAUAAGUGCAAUGUUGGAUAUGCCUUCAUCAAUAUGGCCUCUCCUCUUCACAUCAUCUCAUUUUUUGAGGCAUUUGAUGGCAAGAAAUGGGAAAAGUUCAACAGCGAAAAAGUUGCAGCGUUGGCAUAUGGAAGAAUCCAGGGAAAAGUCGCUCUCGUUUCACAUUUUCAGAACUCAAGUUUGAUUAAUGAAGAUAAGCGGUUUCGACCAAUUCUUUUCCAAUCCGAGGGCCAAGAAUCUGAUGAUUUGUCGAACUUCUCAUCCAGCAAUCUGAACAUUUUUGUCCGCCAGCCAGACGGAUCUUACACAGGAGAUGCUCUCGACAGCCCAAAGGGUGAUCAAGAUCAGAAGCCGUAUGGUUUUUGGAGCAACUGA